AUGGUGGGCAAGAAAUCAGGGGCCAGCGGGGAAAUGCUAAGGAAAGAGGGACUGGCGAGAUUCAACAACAACAUGGGCCUUACGAGCUGGCCACAAGUUCCUCCUAUUAAUCAGAAGAAUUACUACACAGAGUACCUAAAGCGAGACGAUCAAAUCCUCGCCUACCGACUUCAAAAUGAAGAGAACCGCAAUCGCAUGACCAAAAGCGCCAAGGAUAGAGAUAGAGCACUUGCAAUGGCGAAAACCGAGCUUCCCUUACCAGAACCCGAGCUAGACGCAGACGGAGACACCGGGGAAGGCGCAAAUGGGGAGUCCGCUGAGGAGCUGGUGGGCUCCAAAACUAUCGUUAUGCAUGUGGGAAGCCAGAACCUACGAAUCGGUCUCGCAAGCGAUGCGUUGCCCAAAACCACGCCUAUGGUCAUCGCGCGGAAGUCCCAUGAAAACGAAGCCGAAGAGGGUGGUGGUGAGCCUAAGCCGAAACGGUUGAAGCUUGAUGGUGGACAGUUUAUGGAGCCGGAGAAGAUGUUUGGUCCAGAAUUUGCGUCACAAUACACCACGAUGUCCGCGGAACUCAAAGCGCAUAUGCGCGCAAACAAAAGGAGAACACUCCCGAACUCGAAAGAAAUGGUGGUCAAUUAUAAUCGCCGAACCGUUCCUGAAACCAUUUCCGAGCAUAAUGACCCAAUGCGUAUCGAAUGGACGGAAAUCCCCUCUGACCCGGAGGAAGCUCCUGAGUACCUGACUGGGGAAGCUGCCCUCAGAAUACCCGACUAUUCCAAACCUCGAUAUAAGCUUUUUUGGCCGAUCAGACAUGGGUGGCUUAACGAAAGAGAUUAUGAUAAUAAGACUUUAUUGUUCCUCGAUAUCGCACUCAUCCUCGAGGAUGCCAUGAAAACCCAGCUGAACUUGACCGGCAAAAAGGAUUGGAGUCAGUACUCGUGCGUGUUCGUAAUUCCCGACCUCUACGAACGAGCGUACGUUACUCAGAUUUUGGAGAUGCUGAUGCGAGAGUUUGGAUUUGCGCGAGUAUGUUUUGUGCAGGAGAGUCUCUCAGGAACGUUUGGGGCCGGGUAUACUUCAGCCUGCGUGGUAGACAUCGGCGCUCAGAAAACCUCCAUAUGUUGCGUUGAAGAAGGCAUGUGCAUUGAGAAUUCCCGCGUGAAUCUCAAAUAUGGCGGUGCAGAUGUGACGGAGACUUUCAUCAAAAUGAUGCUCUUCGAUCACUUCCCGUACGAUGAGAUCAACCUAAAUCGACGCUAUGACUUCCUGUUGGCUGAAGAGCUGAAGAGGAACGUCUGUACCCUGAAUGAAUCCAACGUUUCCGUCCAUGUGUUUGAUUUCCAUCUCCGAGCCUCCGGCCAGGAUACGCGCAAAUACACAUUCAAAGCCUAUGACGAGGUCAUCCUUGCCCCUAUGGGUUUGUUCCAGCCCGAAAUUUUCGACGUCUCCCAGAAACUAAAAGGUCGGAGAAAGCUGAUCAGCCGCUCAUACGACUUGUACGAUGGACAACCCAACGACCCCGCCUCAGCCGCGCAGUCUGACCUUCUAGCGGCAAUUGCGCCUCCCCUACCAGCUAAUAACACUGGCACCUCGCAGACAAACUUUGCUGAAGUCCAAUCCACACCAAGUCGCUCUCAAGCAAUCAACGCCAUUAGUCGGUUACAAGACCUGGAAGCAACCCCUCGGUCCUCCGUUGCGAGCUCCCCUGCGCCGGACGCAGUCAGCACCCCGCAGCAGGGUGGUUCAGGAACACCAGCCCCAGCGUCGCAGGCGCCAGCGGCAGCCUCCAGCCCUCGUCGACCCACGGUCGAAGAACGUGAUGACGUCCUCCCUAUAUUCCCACUCGACAAUGCCAUCUUCACGGCCAUCAGCGGCUUUGCCCGUGUCGAUGAACGGAAAUUCACUGAUUUUCUAGGAGGCGUGUUGGUAAUUGGUGGUGGGAGUUUGACGUCUGGUUUCCAUUCGUUUCUUGAAGAGCGGAUACAGUUACGGCGGCCGGAGUUUGCUUCGUAUGUUAUGGUUGGUUCGCCGCCACGCGAGUUGGAUCCGCAGGUCGUAGUGUGGAAGGGGGCUAGUGUAUUUGCGAAGUUGGAUGCGACGAAUGAUAGCUGGAUUAGCAGGUUGGAAGUUACUAUAUUCCCCGGCCUUGGUGGCUGUUGCCCGGUGGCAGCAAUGUCAAAAACUAAGGAUGGCCACUCCGGUGAGAGCUAUCACCAGGAGUACAUCGCCUCCCUGCGGUAUCGGAAUGAUCUGCCACCGCCCGAAAUGCCGCCUAAAUUUCUAGAAAUCCCACACGAAGGUCUAGAGCGGUUUCUGACACCGGGGUUUGCGUCGAACAUGGCGCGCCGUGAAGAGCCAAAUAUCGAUGUGGAUGCGGAGGGUGGUAUGCCAAUUGACUUGGUCGGCAUUCCGGGCCUGCAUCUAGGAGAUGAGAGCGCUAUCAUGGCGCCUGAGAAUCCCCUUCCAGUCGACCCCGCCGAUCUCCCACUCCUUAUGACUCUCGACCAACUAAGAAACCCCGCCCCAAAAAACUCAAACGUGAGUUUCUUGCGGCGCACUCAGUACAUUGCUGCUGGUGUUGCUGCGCGAGGGGUUGAUGGAAACCUCAAGGCAGCGCCGCUGAUGGCUCCUAGUUCUGUGAAAUCUUCACCCGCUGCAGCGAAGGCUGCUAAACUCUCCCGUGACGACCCGAUACAUGUCAAGAAAUACAUUCAGAAAGGUUUUGAUAUCGCGUAUCCAGAAAGCAAACAUAAAGGCGAAGACACGCCUAGUAGAAUUAAGGGGUUACCAGCUACCAAAGCAGAAAUCGACGCCUGGGCGAACCCAACACAUCCAGACAAUCCAAAACUAAAACCUGUCGGAUUUUUCCCCAUAAUCCCAGAUCUAGGCGGUUUCCCUGACCCAGGCGGCUUCGUACAAUUCAAAUUCGACAAAGCACCCAUCCAAGCAGCACAGGGACGACGUGAUGAACGCAUGGAUGUCGGAAUCCUUGUACCCUCUGCUCCAGAAGAGCGUGUCUGCCAAGAACAUGCCAGUAAAACCGCUCUACACAAAGCCAAUCCAUCCCUAUAUCCAGAUCCAGGCCCGAUACCCUGGGAUUACGAUCUCUUCCUUCCAGAGAGGCAAGGCACAGCUCCUCAAAUAAAAAACAGCCUGAACGUCUGCAACUCUCACCGCGACGACGCGGAGAACUACACGCACGAAGCUACCGGCUCCGACGAGACGCCGCUAAAAUACCACCGCUACGACCGCAUCCGUACAUACGCCACCAGCUUGCAACAGCUAAACCCCGAACAGAAAUACAAGGACGUUGCCCUCGUGCUCUUCGACCCGGCCGAAGCGGCAGCAGAAGAAUCAACUUACAAAUCCUCCUCCACCACUACCAUACCCCACCGCCUCAAGCAGAAAGCCGCCUACUACUAUCCCAUCCUAGGCAAAACGCGUCUGAAGCCCGAGCGUGCCCGGACAAUCGCGCAGGCGGGCUUGGCGCCCACACGACCGAAGGCCAAGGAGGAGCAGGUGCAUCAGAUUCAGGUCGUUGUGCGGGAUCCAGAUGAGGCGGAGGAGUAUAAGCGGGCGUCGCAUCGGGCACAGGUGGAUUCUAGAUUUGCGAAGACGCUGGCCGCGCCCCCGCCGCCACCUGAGGAGGAGGGUGCCAGCGAGCAGGAUGUGGAUGAGGCAGGCAAGGAUGAAGUGCUCGCGGAGGGGGUGGCGGGUGGGAGAAGGGAGGAAGGCCGGGAUGAGAAUGAUGCGGGGGUUGAUGAGGAAACAGAUGGGGAGAGGAGGCGAGGCAGUGUUGAUGAGGAUGAAGAGAUGGUUGACUCGUGA
Molecule: messenger RNA, 3828 nt
Organism: Blastomyces dermatitidis ER-3
Lineage: Eukaryota; Fungi; Ascomycota; Eurotiomycetes; Onygenales; Ajellomycetaceae
Exons: 6
Coding region: 1-3828 (1275 amino acids)
Biological process (GO): transcription elongation by RNA polymerase II
Cellular component (GO): Cdc73/Paf1 complex
Molecular function (GO): RNA polymerase II complex binding; chromatin binding
Source: RefSeq, a predicted model, not a curated record